AUGACCUUGUCUGCGCGGGUUAAAACCCGCAUCUGCAUGAUCUCCGAUACCCACACGAAUGUCCCUCUCCCCGCCAUCAACAAGGACCAUGCGUUCCGAGACCCGCUUCCAAAAUCAGACGUCCUUCUCCAUGCCGGCGAUCUUACCAAAGUAGGCUACAAGGUCGAGUACGAGCAGACGAUCUCGAUGCUCAAAGCUGCCAACGCCGAACUGAAACUUGUCAUCGCCGGCAAUCACGACCUCACCCUCGACGAGGAAUACUUCACGACAUUCGGCUACAGACGGCAUCGUAAGCCCAUUCGCCUCGGUGUCCAACCACCAGUCCAACCACCAGUCCUAGGCGAUGACGGAGAGUCCAUCAUGCAAACGAAUCGCACUGGCGCCAUUCCUGCCCUCGAAGACAUGAAAGCCUACGUCCGCAGCGUCAAGGACCUUUGGACCAACCAGUCGGCCCGUGAUGCCGGAAUCCGCUACCUCGAAGAAGGCGUACACUCCUUCACUCUAUCCAAUGGCGCAAAGCUCACCGUCUAUGCCUCGCCGUAUCAACCAGAGUUCUGUCGCUGGGCUUUUGGAUACCCCCGCUCCGAAGACCGCUACAAUCCUCCCUUCCCAGGCAGCAGCGCAGCCCCACCUGCCAACCCGGUCCCUGACCACCCCAACAUCGAUGUAAUGCUCACACACGGUCCACCAGCUGGGAUCCUCGAUCUGGUGGGCCAAGGGACAACUGUUGAUCGCCUUGGUGCCUCGAGAGAAAGUCAUGUGGGCUGUACACAUCUUCUUCGUGCUGCUGAACGUGCCCGUCCCCGCAUCUACCUCUUCGGACAUAUCCAUGAAGCCUGGGGCGCCGUACGCGGCGAGUGGAAUUCCUUUGCCGAUGGUGGCGUCAAACAGACGCGUAUCGUGAAAAGUAAAGAAGAGAUGCUAGAAAAGCAGGGCGCAUUUUACGAUAUGAGCUCCGAAAGUGGCGAGAAGCCGCUUGAGUUCGGAAAAGAGACCCUUUUCGUGAAUGCUAGCAUUUGUACUCUCUCUUAUCAGCCAGACAAUGCACCCUGGGUUGUUGACUUGGAUCUCCCCUUGGCAGAUACUGAAGAUCAGUCUGGGAAGCAGGCACAAGACAAGGCUCCGAAUGAGACGAAGUAG
Penicillium verhagenii is the source of this 1140-nucleotide messenger RNA. RefSeq lists its product as uncharacterized. The record is from RefSeq and is a predicted model, not a curated record. Lineage: Eukaryota; Fungi; Ascomycota; Eurotiomycetes; Eurotiales; Aspergillaceae. The transcript has a single exon. Gene Ontology annotation, molecular function: hydrolase activity. The coding region runs from base 1 to 1140 and encodes 379 amino acids.